Linum tenue is the source of this 708-nucleotide messenger RNA. Lineage: Eukaryota; Viridiplantae; Streptophyta; Magnoliopsida; Malpighiales; Linaceae. The record is from the annotation of a GenBank genome assembly.
AUGAGACGACGGCACUCCUUCACCAUCCUCGCCCCCUGCUCCGAAAGGUACUUUUACUUCCUCUGCUCGUCAGAUUCUUCAACUGAUCCUACUGCCCACUUCUUGCUCAUUCAACCAGUUUUUAUGGAUAGCGACAUGGACGCCGCCGACUGUUUCUCCGCGAUUUGGGAAGAGAUUGAUCGUUCAGAGAGGCGAGUGUAUGAGGAGGCUGCAUCAAUGUCUUCAGCUGUUUUGAAACGGAUACUUGACAAUGGCUAUGGAAGCAGAGUAUUUGAUCAUGAUGAUGAGUUGUCCGAAGUUAUGGAAUCUGCGGGUAUGGUGUUGAUGCAGUCCCUGAACAAACUUGGAAGGGCAUCAAGUAUUCUAAGUGAGCUCAAGGACCUGUUCGUUUAUCCUGCAGCAGUCCCUGCUGAAGCUCUUCUAACUGGACAAUUGGUGCCUGAGCAAAGAUCUCAGGAUUUUGCAUCUUACACUGGAAGGAGGAAUACAUUGGAUGCUGAAACCUUUUUGGCCAUUGUUGAGGUCUAUACUGUUACUUUACUUGGCAAGCAUUUGAAAGAGUUGAACAUUGCAAUUUCUUGGCUUGAGAAAGCUGCCUUACCUGAGGAAAAGCGACAGGUGCUCUUGAGUCUUGAGAAGAUUGCACACAAUGUAUUCCGAGAAAACCUCCAACGGGAUCCAGGAUUCUUCAGUUUUGCCAGAAAAUAA